GCGGUGCCGGUGCCGGUCGGGCCAUGGCGGAGCCGAGCGCGGCGGCCCCGAUUUAUUUUCACCCUGUGUCGUCUUGAAGCGACGGGCUCAGAGCGAGACCCCUCCCCAGGCACCUGUGAGUAAUGAUGAGGGGCUUGAUUCCCAGCUGCGUUUCUGACCUGGAGGCCCUGGGACGCCCCCGGCUUUUCGAGUGACGCGGGCGGAGGAGCGGGAAGAGCCGGAGCGCGCGAUGGCAGAGAAGUGCGACUGCAUCGCCAGCAUGUACGGCUACGACCUGGGCUGCCGCUUCGUCAACUUCCGCCCGCUGGGCUUCGGGGCCAACGGGCUGGUGCUGUCGGCCCUGGACAGCCGCAGCUGCCGCAAGGUGGCCGUGAAGAAGCUGACGCUGGGCGACGCGCGCAGCGUGAAGCACGCCUUCCGCGAGAUCAAGAUCAUCCGCCGCCUGGACCACGAGAACAUCGUCAAGGUCUACGAGGUGCUGGGCCCCAAGGGCGCCAACCUGCGCGGGGACUUCUUCAAGUUCAACAUGGUGUACAUCGUGCAGGAGUACAUGGAGACGGACCUGGCGCGGCUGCUGGAGCAGGGCAAGCUGGCCGAGGAGCACGCCAAGCUCUUCAUGUACCAGCUGCUGCGCGGGCUCAAGUACAUCCACUCGGCCAACGUGCUGCACCGCGACCUCAAGCCCGCCAACAUCUUCAUCAGCACGGAGGACCUGGUGCUGAAGAUCGGCGACUUCGGCCUGGCCAGGAUCGUGGAUCAGCACUACUCGCACAAGGGUUACCUGUCCGAAGGCUUGGUGACGAAGUGGUACCGCUCGCCCCGCCUCCUCCUGUCGCCCAACAACUACACCAAAGCCAUCGACAUGUGGGCAGCUGGCUGCAUCCUGGCUGAGAUGCUGACCGGGAGGAUGCUCUUCGCUGGGGGCCACGAGCUGGAGCAGAUGCAGCUGAUUCUGGAGACGAUCCCCGUAAUCCACCAGGAGGACAAAGAGGAGCUGCUGAAGGUGAUGCCCAUGUUCAUCAACAGCACGUGGGAAGUGCGGAAGCCGCUGCGCAAGCUGCUGCCCGAGGUGGACGGUGAAGCUAUUGAUUUUCUGGAGAAAAUACUGACCUUUAACCCCGUGGAUCGAUUAACGGCCGAGAUGGGCCUGCAGCACCCCUACAUGAGCCCGUACUCGUGCCCCGAGGACGAGCCGGUGUCCCAGCACCCAUUCCGGAUCGAGGACGAGAUCGAUGAUAUCCUGCUGAUGGAAGCCAACCAGAGCCAGAUGUCCAACUGGGACAGGUACCACAUCAGCCUCUCCUCCGACCUGGACUGGAGGCACGACAAGCACCACGACAUGGACGAGGUCCAGCGGGACCCCCGCGCGGGCUCCGAGUCCACCGCGGAGGAGGCGCAGGUGGACCCGCGGAAAUACUCACAGAGCAGCUCGGAGAGGUUCCUGGAGCUGUCCCACUCGUCCAUGGACCGAGUGUUUGAUGCCGACUGUGGGAAAUCGUGUGAUUACAAAGUGGGAUCGCCCUCCUAUUUGGACAAAUUGCUGUGGAGGGACAGUAAGCCCCACCACUACUCAGAGCCCAAGCUGAUCCUGGAUUUGUCGCACUGGAAAAGGGCAACCAUAGCACCCGCAGCUGAGCUGUCGCUGGAAGAGGAGCCAUCCAACCUGUUUCUGGAGAUUGCCCAGUGGGUGAAGAGCACGCAGGUGGGGCUGGAGUGCCCCACCUCUCUGCCGGAGAUGCAGGAGCGGAGCCUGCCCUCCUCUCCUCACCGCCUCCGCAAGGAACCCGCGGAGGUGAGCAGCGAGACCGACCCCGAGUUCAACCUGGACGUCUUCAUCUCCAGGGCGCUGAAACUUUGCACAAAGCCCGAGGAUCUUCCGGACAACAAGCUCAACGAGAUCAACGGGGCCUGCAUCUCGGAGCACCCCGGGGACAUGGUGCAGGCGGAGGUGUACCAGAAGGAGCGGUGGUGAGGGCCCC
Molecule: messenger RNA, 1979 nt
Organism: Vidua chalybeata
Lineage: Eukaryota; Metazoa; Chordata; Aves; Passeriformes; Viduidae
Gene: MAPK4
Product: mitogen-activated protein kinase 4
Exons: 6
Coding region: 230-1972 (580 amino acids)
Biological process (GO): protein phosphorylation; intracellular signal transduction; cell surface receptor signaling pathway
Cellular component (GO): nucleus; cytoplasm
Molecular function (GO): MAP kinase activity; ATP binding
Source: RefSeq, a predicted model, not a curated record